AUGUGCGAUGGACCUCUUCCUUCUCCGCCUCCACCACUUGCUGACCAGAUACCUUUAAAUGGGCCUUUACAGGUUCCUUUAGAUGGUUCUGAAGCUGAAGCUAAUGUAGCACGACUCGAGCCUUCCCCACCACCUCCACCCCCUCCACCUCAAGUACUUCCAAUACUACAAGCUGGAACGAUCUCCAAGCCUUCAGUUGUGGCCACAAAUUCCGGACCCCCUCAGGACUUAUUGUCAGCUAUCCGUGCUGGUUAUCAACUGCGAAAAGUCAGUGAUCGCCAAACCGGCUCAGGUGUUACUAACGGAUAUAAUACAAACACUCUUAAUAGCAAGCCUAGAGAUGUACAGGUCAGUAACCAAGUCAAUUACCACAUAUUUUUCUUCUUAGUUGCUUUUGUACAUUCACCUUCAAUGAUAUUAUUAGUCUUGGAAAAAUUGUGUAAUAAUGAAUAUCGAUUAGCACUUUGUAUUCAUCCAAUAAGUGCUAGUUAG
Messenger RNA from Protopolystoma xenopodis, 492 nucleotides. Lineage: Eukaryota; Metazoa; Platyhelminthes; Monogenea; Polystomatidea; Polystomatidae. The record is from the annotation of a GenBank genome assembly.